AUGGCUUCUGAUGACGGACUUGGUCCUCGCAAGAGGCGCAGGGUCGGUCCCUCGGGGACUCGGCCUUAUGUCUUACGGUCUCUCUUCGAUAAUGUGCCUCUGGCGACUGAGGGCAGCUCCGACGUUUACAUCACUUGCGUCGAGUAUUGGGAUGAAAACUUGUACAUCGGAACCUCCGCGGCAGAAAUAUUGCAUUUUGUUAGCCUUCCACCAGCUUCCGACGAUUCCAACGAACCUACAUUCAUCUUGGCUUCGAGGUUGCCUAUACCAUUCCAAACUAUUCCCUCCGACCCAGAUCAACAAGGUGUCAGACAAAUCCUUAUACUCUCCUCGGUCAACAAAGCCUGUGUUCUCUGCAAUGGAUCGGUCACAUUCUACAUGUUACCCGAGCUCAGCCCGGCGUUCGGGAACACCAAGGUCCAUCAUUGCAGCUGGAUUGGUGGGCUAGACCUAAACAAAGAUGAGGAUUCAGAGGAUAACCCCGUUAUUAUGAUUGCGGUACAAGAUCGGAUCAUGCUGGUUCAGAUCGGGGAUGAGGCGCGGCGCAUCAAAAGCAUCAAAUUCCCUGGUUGCCUCGUAGCUGCACGCAGAGGUACAAUUGCCUGCGCAGCUGAUCCCCACUCAUAUUCCCUUCUUGAGGUAGAGUACCAGCAGAAGAUUCCUCUCUUUCCAAUCUCUUCUUCAAAUGAAGUCUUUGAUCUGAAUACAUUUGUGGGAAUGCUGCAACCGCAUGCACAGACUCCCCGUCAUGAGAGAUCGCCUUCUGGAACACCAGACCCAUUCACAUCUACGGGGACACCGCGACGGUCGAGCUCCGAGGAACGUCAGGAGGAAGGCCCCAAGCAAACCGACCCAGAAAACUCAGGGAGCGAUCAGCAAUCAACAUCUCCGGAUAGUGUGAAGCCACUGCCGCCUCUUCCAAAACAGCCUGUCUCAAAACAACUCCAGCCUCAUGUAGUGUCGCCGACCCCUUCUGAGUUCCUUCUCGUGACUGGAACCGAAGAAUCCGAGCCGGGGGUGGGUAUAUUUGUUGACAUGGAUGGCGAAGUUGUGCGAGGUACCAUUAACUUCCACCGGUAUCCGAAGUCUGUUGUCAUCGAUGCUGGCGAGGAUGAUCAAGCUCUUCAGCCAAGUGAAGAUGCCAGAGAAGAAUUUGUUCUUGCUCUCAUUAAUAUCAAGGACGACGGAGGGAACCGUACCCAGUUAGAAAUCCAGCGCUGGGACGAUGAUCCCGUGGAGCUUGAACGGCAAAAGAGGUGGAUGGAGAUUCCUUCGUCUACAGAGACCGAAUCAUCUCCUGUCGGAUUUCAACACACUCUCAGUGCCAGCCGCUUAGAUCUAGAUGAGGUCGGGAAACUCCUACGCAUGAGCCGAUUUAAGAACCCUGCGCUACCCCCACAUGUGUCCAUGGCAGACUCCAGAACACAGGCCUCAAUUGAACAGCUACAAAGGGAGAAAGAGCUUUUUGAAUCACAAGAAAUGACAGAUUCGGAUGCUUCUAAAAAGGGGGAAACCGGGGCAACCCGGGACUGGGAGACUCAACGAAAUGAAGAUGAGGCAAAAUUCGCCCAUCGGCUUGGAAAGCUUCAAAGCAGUCUGAUUUUAUGGUCUGGUUCUCAAAUCUGGCGACUCAUUAAGAACCCUUUGGUUAUUCAGCUUGAGGAUAUUUUGCAGGAGGCGCAGCAAACCGAUGCUAGUGGGCACACACUCUUGCAAAGGGGUGCUGUUAUUGAUUUAAUAUUCUCUAUACAAGACGCAGAGCCCAAAAAUGAGUCCGAGUUCAUUGGUCUGGGGUAUGUUAAACAGAAAGCCAGCUUGAUGCUAUACGGGGAUCUUCUUUCCAUGCACCCUAAUCACCGCGGAGAUGCAGUGAUACAGAACACCGAACACGCAAUUUUGGCUGGCAACCUGGACCCGCGUCUAGCAUUGCUGUUUAUUCCACUUCUGAGGUGUGAAGUUCUUCAAGGCCCGCAGGGUAUUUGGAUCCACUCUGGCCUCGCAACAGUCACAGAACAAUAUUUGGAGCAGGUUGCAAAUACCAGCGACCAAUCACUUGGUCCCGCAGCCGUGCACAGUUCCGCUUUGAAUAUGGUCAAGCGGUUUCUGUUCUCGUGGCAACAGAAGAGAGGUUAUGGUAGUAUUACAGACGAAACUUACGUUCUCGAUAGCACAGAUGCUGCCCUCUUGCACCUGCUUCUCGAGCAAGAUGCACAUUUUGAUACAGAUCAACGAGCAUCCUCCCGAAUCCGUUCGGAACUAAACAAACUGGUCGACGGCUGGAAGGGCAACUUUGAUCGGGCAGUGGCGCUUCUAGAGCAGUACCAGCGACUUUAUAUACUGAGUCGUUUAUACCAAAGCCAAAAGAAAUCCCGCAAUGUUCUCAAGACAUGGCGCAGAAUCAUCGACGGCGAAACGGACGCUGGUGGCGAACUCACUGCCGCUAGUAGUGAGAAACAGAUGCGGAAAUACUUGGUGAAAAUCAAAGACGUACAGCUGGUGGAGGAGUAUGGAUCCUGGCUUGCAGGACGGAACCCCAGUCUGGGCAUUCAGGUCUUUGCAGACAACUCCAGCCGGGCGCAGCUCGAACCAACCGACGUGAUUGCGCUACUCAAGGAACGGGCUCCCAACGCUGUUCAAUUCUAUCUGGAAUAUCUCGUCUUUACCAAACACCAAACCCAAUACGCCAAUGACCUCAUCUCGUAUUAUCUCGACGAGGUGCUCUCGGUCCUGGAGUCUGACCCUGCUGCGCGAGCCUCUCUCUCUGACUCCUACUCCACGUAUCGAGCACUACGUCCUCCUAAGCCCACUUAUCUGAACUUCAUCACGGCGAACACCCCCAAAGAGCCGUGGUGGCAGUCCCGACUGCGUCUGUUACAAAUACUAAGCGGCAGCUCGGGAACACAGUUUUCAUCUACUGCCCUUCCAUCCGGAAUUACUUACUCAAUUCCCGCCGUCCUGGAACGCAUCGAGCCCUUCCAAAAUGAGCUGGUCUCAGAAAGCAUCAUUCUGGAUGGCUUACAGGGCCACCAUCGCGCGGCCCUGCGGCUACUCACCCACGGGCUAGGCGACUACGACUCUGCAGUCCGAUACUGUCUUUUCGGCGGUCCUCGAAGCUCCACAUCGUCCAGCGGCGCCCAGCCCGAACUUGCAGACCAUGCGCAACAAUCGACCUUAUUCCGUCACCUCCUCGACGAGUUCCUUCAAAUCCAAGACCUGACAGACCGUAUCGAACGAACGAGCGAUCUCCUCGCCCGCUUCGCCGGCUGGUUCGACGUUCGCGAAGUCCUAGAGCUCGUCCCCGAGGACUGGAGUGUGGAUAUCCUGGGUGGCUUCUUCGUUCACGUCUUCCGCACGCUCGUCUCCGAGACCCGAGAGGUUCGCAUUGAGCGCGCACUCAGUGCCGGACUCAAUCUGCGGACUGGCGUCGAAUAUACGGAUAGUAUGGAGAAGGCCGGGGCGUGGAUCGAAGAUGGAGAUGGACUCCGGCGUAUCAAGGACCGUGGACCCCAAACACAGCCUGAUGAUGCAACCGCCGGUGAUGAUGGUGACUUUGGUGAAGUAGUGGGUCCGCUCGCGUCUGGGGAAAUCGACCAGGCGAUCGUACGAGAUUAA
This is a messenger RNA of Penicillium cosmopolitanum, 3612 nucleotides long. RefSeq lists its product as uncharacterized. Gene Ontology annotation, biological process: autophagy; vesicle-mediated transport; endosomal vesicle fusion. The record is from RefSeq and is a predicted model, not a curated record. The transcript has 4 exons. Gene Ontology annotation, cellular component: cytoplasm; fungal-type vacuole membrane. The coding region runs from base 1 to 3612 and encodes 1203 amino acids. Lineage: Eukaryota; Fungi; Ascomycota; Eurotiomycetes; Eurotiales; Aspergillaceae.